Molecule: messenger RNA, 1888 nt
Organism: Lentinula edodes (shiitake mushroom)
Lineage: Eukaryota; Fungi; Basidiomycota; Agaricomycetes; Agaricales; Omphalotaceae
Exons: 5
Coding region: 114-1823 (569 amino acids)
Biological process (GO): protein neddylation
Cellular component (GO): cytoplasm
Molecular function (GO): NEDD8 activating enzyme activity
Source: RefSeq, a predicted model, not a curated record
UCUAGUGGAAGUCUGAGUACGUCGAGUGAGCACCUGAGGUCAGUCGGCCCGGGAUUAAUCGUGCGGUUUAUAAAUCACGAACUUGCGUUAUUCUAUCCAUCCAUCAUAGUAGGAUGAACGAUUCCCAACCGCUUGAGACUGCUACUACAUCCAUCCAAGCACCAUCUGGAGCACCUGAUGCUAAAACACGUCGAUAUGACCGACAACUUCGACUUUGGGCUGCCUCAGGACAAGCCGCGCUCGAAUCUGCUCGUAUAUUGGUCAUUCCGGCUACGGCCACGGCAACGAGCAUUCUUAAGAAUCUCGUCCUACCAGGACUAGGUCACUUUACCGUUAUGGAUGAUAAAGCUGUUACUGGGGCCGAUGCUGGCAACAACUUCUUUCUGGACGGUUCAAAGAGUAUUGGCAAGUCUAGAGCUGAGGAAGCAGUCAAAGGACUGGUGGAAAUGAACGAUGGGGUCGAGGGCGUUGCGGACGUGCGGGAUAUCGAUGAAGUACUAAAAAAUGACCAGGGGUGGCUGAAAUCAUUCAACAUUGUCGUUGCUCACAACGUAGAUUCGGACGUCCUCGAUGAUCUUGCUGCAUUGUUAUGGCCAGAAACACAUCUCGUCGUUGUAAACAGCGCAGGGUUUCUUGCUGAAUUUUCUGUUCAUUAUCGGGAACACCAAGUCAUCGAAUCUCAUUCGGAAACUUCUGCGUCUUUACGGAUUGACCAGGCAUUUCCUGCUCUUCUUGAAUAUGCAAUGUCUCUUCCGCUUGAUACCAUGGACAUCACGGACCACGCACACAUUCCUUUCCCCGUCAUCCUCGUUCGCGCUUUAGAAGAAUGGCGUCGCGAGCGUGAACAAGUAACUGGUCCCUCAUCGGGUAUAGGUAGUCCCCGCACUUCAGCUGAGAAGAAAGCGUUCAAAGAGCGCAUUCGCGCGAUGAUGCGGAAGUUCGACGAAGAAAACUUUGAAGAAGCUGAGGCGCAAGCUUUCAAGUGCUGGACGCCGACUGUUGUACCAAGUGAAGUGAGAGAGCUUUUCACUCUCUACUCAUUAUCGAAACCUUCAUCCUCGACAUCAUCAAGUUUCGCAGCCCUUAUCUCGGCCCUUUCCCAAUUUGUUCAGAACAACCCGGCUUCACCGCAGUAUACCUCUGGUCUGCUCCCACUCACUUCAUCGCUCCCUGACAUGAAGUCCAGCACGGAAGAAUAUGUUAAAUUACAGAAAUUGUACAGGGCGCAAUCGGAAAAGGAGAAGCAGGUGUUCAAAGAUUAUUUAAGUAAAAGACAAGUUGACGUGGAUGAUGUAACUAUAGAUGUUUUUCUCAAAAACUCCCAUGCUCUAAAGGUCUUGAAAGGCAGAGAGUGGAAGGAUAUCAAUCCGGGAUCAAAGGAGCUUUUGGCGGACAAGCUUUCCACGAAUCCCAAGGAAGCUGCUAUACAUCUUGCACUCGCCGCAGCUCGUAAACUGAGGGCUCAGGGUGUUCUUCCCCUUUUUGAUCCAACUUCUGGACCAAACAACACUUCGAUAAAAGGGAUUCUGGAUCAAAAAAACCUCAAGGACCUUCUGACUGCUGAAGUGAGGACGUUUUUACCUCCUGGAACUGAACUUCCUGAGGCAGAUUGGUCUAUCAUUAGUGGUGAGAUUGCUCGUGCACCUUCUGCCGAUCUUCCAACUACGGCUGCUUUCCUCGGAGGACUCGUCGCGCAGGAAGUGAUCAAGAUGAUCACAAAGCAGUAUAUUCCGAUAUCUGCUGGGAACGCAGCAUCUACUGCAAAUGAACAGAUGGGGAUUUGCGUGAUAGACUUAGUGGAGACCUGGACAGGAAUACUUUGAGUCGGUGAACCCGACUGGAAUUGUAUGUACAUAAGUAGUAGCAAUUCACUUAUUUCCCACAGUCA